Messenger RNA from Zootermopsis nevadensis, 2472 nucleotides. The record is from RefSeq and is a predicted model, not a curated record. NCBI's taxonomy places the organism in Eukaryota, Metazoa, Arthropoda, Insecta, Blattodea, Termopsidae.
UUGACACAAGGAGAGGUUCGUAAUAAAAUAUUUACGGCCUUCAUAAACCAACGUCAUAAAACCCAAUAAGUUUUGUUGCUUGUAAAUGUUUGUUCCUUUUGUCGUGUAAUUUGUUUCCGGAACUUGCAUGACACGGGAUCGCUACUUGGAAUCGUGUCGUGUCGUCACGACAUCCAGAAAGCACCCCGCAUUACGUAAACGUAUUUCAUGCAACGCUAGCCUUACUCCAGUUUUCCGAGUCAAUUUAAUUCGUCCUGAAGAAGCAGGGAGUUCAGUUCCCUAAAACGUCAUCAUUGCAAGUAGAGUUCAGCAAGCGAAUGGUAUGUGAGUACAGCAAACCCGUUCUGCAAACUUGCAUUCACGAAAUUGAUAUAUUUUGGAGUCACAGACCAAUUUAAUGCGAGGCUUAAUCCGCCUUAAAGGACACAGAAAAUCAAUCAGGGGCUGAACGAAUUUCAUCAGCUGAAGAAACCGAGAAGGGCGUGGCCCCAAGACGGAAGAUCUCACUGAAUCAUCAAAUGCAAAGAUUACGCGAUUGCGUCAUGACCACGGCGUUCGUGUUUCAGAGGCCCGCUCCAGAAAGCAGCGUCAACAAACGUCCGAGGCAGAUGCCUCGCCGCCAUCCGGGUCCUAGGGGGCGCGCAGCCGCCCACAAGAACUCCAAGAGGACAUUUUGUGGAACGGCCUUAGAAUUCGUCGCCUUGUUCUUAGGCCAGUCUUCCAUCCACGGUCUGAACCACCUUGUGGCAGAAAAGAGAACUUUGCUAGAACGUUUCGUCUGGUCGUCCAUCGUCGUCCUGGCGAUCUUCGGGUCAGUCUGGGUGAGCUUUGACAUCUGGAGACACUACGACGGCAGUCCGUCAGCCAUCUCCAUGGAGAGGAACUUCAUGGACUGGACCACGGAUAUGCCAUCCGGCACGCUGUGCCCGUCGGACAGAGUCGACGAGGAAAAGUUGGAAGCCUACGUCGACAGCCUGAAAGACGUUGAGGAUAAAGAGAAGGUGAAGAAUUUCUUGCGGAUGCUGGCCAGUGCAACUUACGAAAAUUUCAAGGAUAUGACAGACAUCCCGAAAAAUCCCAUCAAGAGCGACGAGUACUUGAAAGCGAUACUAGAGAUAAGGAAGGACCUGCAUUACCAAUAUUUUACCUCUGACGCAUCGCGGGAUCCCAACAGCGUGGCCAACGUGGUCAGCGUGACGGAGCUGGGAGUCUGUUACACGUACAACACACGUGUCGCAAUUUACAACAACCCAGACUACUGGGCACAAAACAACUGGUCCAUUGUCCCAUAUGACACGAACAAGAAGCUCCAAGGUCAUCCAGUCACUGGCCCUAUGAAACUGAACCUUAUUGCCAUAGAAGGAAAAGAUGUGAUGUUCUACUACCACAGUCCAUAUGACGUGCUGGAUGCAUCCAACACCAAAGUGAGCAUUCCUGAAGACAAGAUCCGGACCGUACAAGUCAAGGCCCUGUCCACCCACACAACUGCAGAAGCACAAGCACUCAGCAUCAAGCAGAGGAAAUGUCGCUUUCCUGAUGAGAACGACCUAAGAACCAGCCCCGUGUACACAUUCAACUUCUGUCGGAUGGAAUGCCGCAGGCGAAUUGCAUGGAGAAAAUGCAAAUGCAUUCCUCACUUCUAUCGCAAGACAGGACGAAUCAAAGUUUGUGACGUACACGGAAUGCAGUGUCUGGGAAAGUACUCAGAACUACUGACCAAGCUCGUGGACCCAAUAACUGGAAGGAAGUAUCCUUGCAAUUGCUUGCCUGAAUGCGAUCAAGUCUCGUUCUACUUGGAGGAAGAAGAUGUCAAGCCAAAUAUAUUAAAGAUUGGAGCGUCCGUGGAGUGUGGCAUACAGAAUUAUCCCCGAAUGCGGCUGAAGAGAGAUGUGAUCUUUGGGUUUGGUGAUCUCUGGGUGUCCAUUGGGGGCACAGGAGGCCUGUUCCUGGGCUGUAGCGUACUCAGCAUCAUUGAAAUAUUUUACUUUUUCACGAUCCGCCUUUUCAUCUACAUCUUGGAGAUCCGUCGCGGGACACGGCCAGUGCUCCAGCAAAAGCCAGGUGCAUUUUGAGAAUUACUAGAUCUGGUCAGUUUGUUUAUCGUUAAUGGGCUUCUGAGUCAUCAGGGUUCAACACGCUCUUACGAAAUGGAAUAGAAACAGACGACAACUGUCUAAACUGACAAUCCCACAGAAACCUAAAAUAAUAAAUGGAUUUGAAGAGUUCUGUCUUCUGGGUUGUUGUGCUGUGUAAUCCUGGUAGAAGUUUACUGACGUCUCCAUCAUUGCCCGGUUGACAGAGCCAGUAAGCACUUCUGAAACGUCGGUAAGUUCCUACCAGACCACUCGGCACAACAACCCAAAAGGCAGCCAUCUUCAAAUUCUUUUACAUAGUUCAUAGAAAUGCCUCAAAGUAUUACAUUAUAAUUUUUACUAAGUAAAAAUAAAAAUAAACUUUGUGUGUAAAGUGUAA